AGGAGAAGCGUAUCGAACGACGCCACUCACAGACAGUUAUUGUUACUCUCACCACGCUACACACUCACACUUGGCCCGUUAUUACCAUUGUCAUUUGUAAUCACAGUCGUUGCGACGUGUCCUUUUCCACCGGAGGAUACACUGGGCAAGGCAAGAGUUCAGUCGAAAGCGUUCAUAAGACGAUAACCAUUCCACGGGGCCACAACAUCAUCAUUUGAAUAAUUUAACCAAAGGAAAAGUGUCUCUCCGUCUGUCUGCCUGUCUGCCAGUCUCUAUUGCCCGGGCGCGCAUUCAAUUAAAGUCGAACAAAACUGGGGAAUUGCAUAGAUUCAGUGCAGGUGGUGCAACACAAGUUUGUGCAUCAACUCAAGUAAGUAGUUCCGGUCGGUUCGUAAGACAAGACAUCAAACGCAAGUGUGCGACGCCAUGAAAUAACAGCCAAAAUAUUUGUAUUGCCUAGGCCAAAAAACCAUUUGGUCAUUUCGUUUUCAAUUAUGCUCCAAGAGACAACUCAAAUUGUUAAGGAAUUUGUCUAUUGCCUUUUGCUUAGAGGCGGCAACAUGACACCCACCCUCUACUAUUUGCCACCGAGUCCGCCGUGCCGCUCCAUACUGCUGCUGGCGAAAAUGUUGGAUGUGGAAUUUGACCUGAAGGUCAUUAACAUCAUGCAGGGGGAGCAAAUGAAACCGGAAUUUCUCGAAAUGAAUCCGCAACAUUGUGUGCCAACAUUAAAUGAUGACGGCUUAGUCCUGUGGGAGAGCCGAGCCAUUUUGUCGUAUAUGGUUUCAGCAUUUGCCAAAGAAGAUACACUCUAUCCCAAGGAUGUGCGGGUGAGAGCAUUGGUGGAUCAACGUUUAAUGUUUGACUUGGGCACGCUAUAUCAACGUAUGAUGGAAUAUUAUUUUCCCACCAUGUUCAUGGGAGCUCCGCUGGAUGAAGCAAAAAAAGCCAAAUUAUCCGAGGCAUUGGGCUGGUUUGAUGAAAUCCUCAAAGGUAGGCAAUUCUCGGCUGCGGAACAUUUUACAAUUGCCGAUCUAACCUUGAUGGUGACCAUAUCCCAAAUUGAGGCCUUUGGCUUUGAUCUACAUACAUAUAACAGGAUAAAACAAUGGUACAAACGAUGCAAGGACCACAUGGAACCAUAUGAUUAUGCAAAUUUGAAUGGCAAUCAAGCUUUGGUACUUGCUGAAAUGUUCAAAGAAAAACUACAAAAAUAAUGGAAACGAGGGGUUACUAUCAACGCUCGCCACUGUGCUGGGAUAAACGAAUUUAGCAUGUUUAAUCAUCUAAUGCAGGAGAAAAACCAAAGCAUACUUUUAGGAGGUUUUUGGAAUAGAUCGUAAUUUAAUUUUAAACGUCAUUUAUAUUUAAAUAUGUGCAAUUUUACGGUAUAUGUGUUGAACUUAAAACAAAAAAUAUGGAAAUUAAAAAGUACAAGUACU
Musca domestica (house fly) is the source of this 1442-nucleotide messenger RNA. It is a transcript of the gene GstD11, whose product is annotated as glutathione S-transferase D7. NCBI's taxonomy places the organism in Eukaryota, Metazoa, Arthropoda, Insecta, Diptera, Muscidae. The record is from RefSeq and is a predicted model, not a curated record. The transcript is spliced from 5 exons. Gene Ontology annotation, biological process: glutathione metabolic process. Gene Ontology annotation, molecular function: glutathione transferase activity. The coding region runs from base 495 to 1217 and encodes 240 amino acids.